AUGUACCGGAAGCGGUCGUCCUCCUUCUUCGACGACCCGUCCCAGGCGGAGGCGGCGGCGUCCACUCCUCCGCCCUCCAAGCGCGCGCGCUUCCGCGGAGACGGCAGCCCCAGGCCGCGGGGCGCCGCCGUCAACCCCGACCUGGUGGCCGCGCUCCGCGCCCGGUUCCCUUCCGUCAGGCUCGAGUUCAUUGAGAAGGCUCUUGAAGAAUGUGAAAAUAAUUUGGAUUCAGCAAUAAAGUGUUUACUACCUCUACGCUUAGAACCCACAGAGUUUAAUGUGGAUCCAGCGUAUCAAUCUCCCAAUGAAAUGUCUACUGAGGUUCAAGUGCCUAAUGAAGAUAUUACAGAAUGUAAUGAAGUUCCUGCACCCAUAGAAAAUGUUCCUGGUGCAGAUAACCUUGCAUCAGGCAUCACCGAAUGGGUUGAGAUUCUUAUGAAUGAGAUGAUGGCAAGUUCCUCUAACCCAGAAGAUGCAAAGGCUCGUGUGUCAAGAGUACUGGAGGCUUUUCACAAGUCCUCGAUCUCUGGUAUCCAUACUGAAGCAAUGCAGAGGUUUCAGAAGGAAUUUUUGUCAUACAAGGAACAGUUUGAAGCUGUCAUUAAAGAAAAUACUAUUCUUAAGAAAGCUGUGGCAAUCCAACAUGUACGCCAAAAGGAGCAUGAUGAGAGAAACCAGGAGCUUCAGCAACUGAAGCAGUUGGCUCUGCAGUACCGGGAACAAAUUAGAGGCCUUGAGAUAAAUAACUACGCCUUGUCCAUGCACCUCAGACAAGCUCAGCAGGGCAGCUCGAUUCCAGGGCACUUCCAUCGGGACAUUUUGUGAGAGACCAGAAACCUGAUUUUAGGUUUCCAUAGCAUGAGGACAUCGUUCACCACACCGUAGGGGAUUCCCCAAUGGUUUCCUGGUAAAAAAAAAGAGGACAUCGUUCACCCUUCAGUCAGUUGCGGGUCUUGUUGUUAGCGGAUAUAUUCAAGAUAUAUCGUUAUAUUCAACAUAUAGAGGCAAGUGAUAACAUAGCUUAUUUUACGAUGUAGACCUGUGUACCUUCGUAAAUGUAUGCUAUAUACAUGCUAGUGUGCCUGAUUGCUGCCUCCUUAUGGGAGGGAGUGGAAGCAGCCCAGCUUGAAUCUUGCUGUUGUUUAAGUACAGACAGAAUGUGAUGAAGUUUGAAAUGAAAAGGGAAACAAAAAAUACAUUCAGAUUAA
Lolium rigidum is the source of this 1208-nucleotide messenger RNA. RefSeq lists its product as uncharacterized. Gene Ontology annotation, molecular function: ubiquitin binding. Bases 1 to 825 code for a protein of 274 amino acids. The record is from RefSeq and is a predicted model, not a curated record. The transcript has 5 exons. NCBI's taxonomy places the organism in Eukaryota, Viridiplantae, Streptophyta, Magnoliopsida, Poales, Poaceae.